Messenger RNA from Suillus fuscotomentosus, 3012 nucleotides. RefSeq lists its product as uncharacterized. The record is from RefSeq and is a predicted model, not a curated record. The coding region runs from base 1 to 3012 and encodes 1003 amino acids. NCBI's taxonomy places the organism in Eukaryota, Fungi, Basidiomycota, Agaricomycetes, Boletales, Suillaceae. The transcript has 10 exons.
AUGACCCAAACCUCAGCUAAAAUUACCUCAGUUAAAAUUCAAGAUUCCCUGCCACCUGGAUACUCUGCCCCUCCUGAGUCCCUGCAGCCCGAGCAUCCUGAGGCGCCUCACACUGAAGAAGACUUUGUUGAAGAACAAGUUGGUGGAGGAAAGCGCUAUCAAGAUCCACCAGUGGAGCACACUCCUACAAAACUCCACAGUCACAUCAAAGCUACAAACCGUGAUGCAGGUUUAGUGAAGGAAGCUUCUAUGCGUCAGGCCAGGCUUCUCAACGAGGAGUUUAUGGCGGAUUCCAAUGGACAGGUACUUGAUACAUUGCUCGCUGAUGCUGAAUACUCAACCCCUCCUCAGCCUGUGCUUCGAGAGCGUUCACCUGCACUUCAAGAGCGUUCAGUGCCUCCUCAGCCUGCUCUUCGAGAGCGUUCGGUGCCUUUGCAGCUUCCUAUACAAGAUGUGUUUUACGAGGCUCCUCUUAUCAAUUCAUCUGAGAAUGCUCGCCCAGAUGGUGGCCAGCCUCCACAGCCCAACUUCUUUACAAAACCCUCGUUUCUACCACUGGAACAAUAUGACUUCAGUGGUAUGAUGUUGGGUUCCUUCAAAAAUGGCAGAGAUGACAACCACAUUGCCGGCUCAUCGACAUUGCUACCUGCUGUGCCUCAGACGUACAUCACACCUCCUACUCCCACAGGGCCUGCAGAAUGGGAGGGUCAUCCUUACACUGACGACUUUCCCAUGGAUGAUGCUUUCGACUUCCCCGUGGACGAUACAUCUGAUGUUGUCCCUGCAGUGAAGGGGCGAAGAUUUCAGACAGCGAAUGCUGUGCUCCAAGAGGGAUUCGUGGAACUCGAACAUAUGAUUCAAGAUCUAAGUAGCAAAACAGCCAUCCCCACUCAUCAGAUUGUCACACUUUGGAACAAGAGCCAUGCACGCUCCACCAGUACUGUCAACCAUUGGAACGCUUACAGUAGUUACUUCAAGGACUACCUCAAGGACGAGCUUGUGAGGCUCGGCAGGAGGGCCCCCGAGAUUCAUGGCACACCAAGUGCCACUGUGCCCCGUAAUUGCUAUGAACUCUUCAAGGCAGCAUUCCUGGACAAGUGGCAAAACAUCCUCGAGCUUCAUGAACAGUCAGUGAUGCUCCUGGGUAUUCCUCAGACGGUUGCCAUGUGGGGUCAAGAGUUCCAGAAAUUUGGCACAAAGAUCUCUGGCCUUAUGGACUCUGCAGCAGCUCGCUAUGGCUUUGAGGCUGCUUUUGUAGUGUGCGGAAAAGUCGUUAAUCAAGACGGCUCGCUGGGCCUAGCCCAUACGACACCUGGAGCUGAGGGUUUUUGGAAAUCGCGCUGUAGGGCUGAUGAAGAUACUAUCAUCGGUCACUUGAAAGCCCAGGUAUAUAACCUGACAUCACUCGGUGUCGUCGAAGAGGCCUUUGAUGAAGACAGCAUUGGGACCAAGGCCAACGUACGCGGGGCUUCAGUCCCCCCUUCAGAAUCUCUCGACAUUUCCAAGCAUGGAAUCAAGUGGAUCAAGGAUGAGUUGCAUCGUCAAAUUGAUGCACUAAGCGGAAAACUAACGUCCAACAAGAUUUUUCCAUGGAAGACACUGCCAUCGGAGCUCACACGUAUGUCAAUGAUCAUCAAAGGAUAUCCGGAGGACGUGCUCCUCCCAGGUGGUUUUCAUACCACCAUAAAUAAAGGUAUCGCAAACCUGACUCUGAAGGAGACCAGCAUUGUCAUCGCAGCCUUGAAGGCGGGGACCAUGAGCAUCAAAAAAAUUGCCAAAGCUAAGCAAGCUAAAGUCCUCACUUCUGAGUGCCCAGUAGUGGAGGGCGCGCCUCCUGCAGCAGAUUUGGUUCAUACUGCAGGAUGUCGCCUUUUUGUGAAUGGCAAAUCAGAUCGCCUGGGUGCUCUGCACCUGAAGCAGAGCACAGCUACUUCCAUAGUCAAAGGCAAAACAUCAAAGAAAGCAUUGGCACUGCCUGCUUCCACAACAUCUCUUGCUGACGAGUCCGAUGACGAACCAAGCGUGUCUGCACCUGUCUGCCCCCAGCCUCCCCCCUCCCGAGAAUUCAAAGUCAUUAAGCGCCCGACGGGCCAGAAGAAGGUCGACAAGGAGGUCAUUUCCUUGGCGUCUAGUGAUACUCCGUCUGGCUCAGAGGACCUAGAUGAAAACCUGGAGGAAUCAGUGAUUCUCGACUCCGAUUACCAAGAUGAUGUUUCCUCCAAGAAGUGGAAGGCGAAAUCCGAAGGCGCCUCGCGAGCAUCCAAGAAGAGGUCACUGUCUGUUGCGCCUGCAGAGAAGGCAGUCUCAGCAAAGAAGACGAAAGGUAAGGUACCUGUGAGGCCUAAACCCAAGGUGCCUGAGAGGAGAGCACUGUCGGGGACUGCUGAGUCCUCCGGUGAUGAACAUAUUCGAGAUGUACAAGCCAAACCUGCUAAACGUCUGCUUGAUGGUUCGUCAGCUCAAGAGCAUCCUGUGACUGCAGUCGAUCCCAUCAUGGAUAAUGACGUCGAUGCUCCUGAUGGUAGUGCCGUCAACAAAGCUGCAGCAGAGACUCGCUCAAGCAAUGUUGAUGCUACCAACAGCCUCCCCACAUGUCCCUUGCCUCCCUCGCCAACUCGUCAUGCUUCGGUAGACUUAUUCCCAGACAACAUCGUGCGUGCAGGAUCUCUCGCACCAGCUUCUAAGUCGCCUGUUGUGCGACCUCCAUCCCUGCAGCGCGGGAAAUCUCUUGGGCCAGCAGCUAAGUCACCUCUCAUGCAACCUCCAUCCCUGCAGCCUGUGACAAUUCACGACCAACCCAUUGGGCGCAGGGAGCCUGUCAUGGGGAUGUCACAAUCCCAUCAUGAGCAGCGUACCGAUGUAGAGACUCGCGCGUCUCAAUGCCGGAUAUCCGGUCUUUACCCAUACAUUCCUAUAUGCGACAGCUCUAAUCCUAAGGACCAGUCUCGCGCGCACUUAGGCGCGCCUUACCUAUGCACGCGCUAUAUGCGCGCUUCGCGCGCCUCCUCAUAG